This is a messenger RNA of Penaeus indicus, 1050 nucleotides long. Its product is annotated as mucin-1-like. Lineage: Eukaryota; Metazoa; Arthropoda; Malacostraca; Decapoda; Penaeidae. The record is from RefSeq and is a predicted model, not a curated record. Bases 1 to 1050 code for a protein of 349 amino acids. The transcript is spliced from 3 exons.
AUGUUAGCAACCUGUGUCUUACAAGAACAAGCCCGUGACAAAGGCUCCCUCACCGGAAGUCAGAACGAGAGGGAACAACCGAUCUGUCAGCCAGAAUUCAGACAAUUCCAGUACAUCGUUACAUGCAAGCGGUCGGUGUUCAGCCAAUUACACCUACUACUGCACCGCCCACCACGUCGCCCCCUCAUCCACUGGCUCUCAGCCCCGCCCACCACGUCGCCCCCUCAUCCACUGGCUCUCAGCCCCGCCCACCACGUCGCCCCCUCAUCCACUGGCUCUCAGCCCCGCCCACCACGUCGCCCCCUCAUCCCCUGGCUCUCAGCCCCGCCCACCACGUCGCCCCCUCAUCCACUGGCUCUCAGCCCCGCCCACCACGUCGCCCCCUCAUCCACUGGCUCUCAGCCCCGCCCACCACGUCGCCCCCUCAUUCACUGGCUCUCAGGCACGCCCACCACGUCGCCCCCUCAUCCCCUGGCUCUCAGCCCCGCCCACCACGUCGCCCCCUCAUCCCCUGGCUCUCAGCCCCGCCCACCACGUCGCCCCCUCAUCCACUGGCUCUCAGCCCCGCCCACCACGUCGCCCCCUCAUCCACUGGCUCUCAGCCCCGCCCACCACGUCGCCCCCUCAUUCACUGGCUCUCAGGCACGCCCACCACGUCGCCCCCUCAUCCACUGGCUCUCAGCCCCGCCCACCACGUCGCCCCCUCAUCCACUGGCUCUCAGCCCCGCCCACCACGUCGCCCCCUCAUUCACUGGCUCUCAGGCACGCCCACCACGUCGCCCCCUCAUUCACUGGCUCUCAGCCACGCCCACCACGUCGCCCCCUCAUCCACUGGCUCUCAUCCCCGCCCACCACGUCGCCCCCUCAUCCACUGGCUCUCAGCCCCGCCCGUUCUACCCAGUUGCCACCAAACUUACUACUUAUACCAAAAAUCACACUCAGAAGGAUGCACAGUACAAGACACAGGUUCUUGCACUCUGUCUCCAGGAUGCAAACACACGCACAAAUAACUCUCAGCUCUCGGGGAAGAAACAAAUAAACAUGAAAUAA